GGUGGGGCGUGCUGGGAGCUGAAGAUAGUAAGGACCCGAAGGGUCUGUGAAUAUAGGCUAGAGACCAAGAGUGCCUAGUCAUUUUGGCAGAACUGACCUGGUGUCAGGCCCUGAGUCAGGUACACUGCUGCCCAAGAGGCUGCUGGUAGAUGGACAGAGUGACGUGGGGCACAGGGCUCUCCAAGGAAGCAGGAGGCAGGAAGAGUCAGAAAAUGUAAGGUCCAGGGAGUCUAUGUAGGAGGAAGAUGGGGCCAGGAGGAGGGUACUCUAUCUUCAGGUAAAACUGAAAGCAUGUGCUGCCAGUCAGUGAAGGAGAUUGUCGAUGAGAUUACGGGAGUCUAAGUCCUAGCUCCUUCUCAACUGACCUGGUGUACUGCCUUGAGGCACUGCAGGCUGCACAUCUGGGGACUGCUGCCUGCUCCACCUGGCUUCUUCAAACCUACUAAGGGAGAGGAGGUGUAUGGAAAAAGAACAAAGAGGAAAAAAAAAAACCCCACCAAGGCCAAUGGUCAGGGAGCACUAGUAAUUUUAACAGCAACGCACUCAAGAAGAGCAUAACGGUCACAGGCAUGUGUAAUAAACCCCUCAUCCCCACCCUCCAGCAUGUAUCACUCAGUUGCGGCUGGAACCGAAACUGCGCAUGCCCAGCACAGCGAUUUCCACCCCCACCCGCGGUCAGCUGGCUUUUCGAGGGUUCAAACUUCAACAAAACAAAAUGUCUUCUUAAGGGCUGACUUUGAAUCAGUCCCAGGCCUUUGGGUGGGGAAGAUAGGGGGUGGGCAGACUGUAACACCGAACGUGCAGAAGGGGAGGGGGUCUUGAAAUAAGCUGAAAGGCAGCGAGAACGAUCGCCGCCUGGCCUGCCUUGCCAGUUGAAGUGAGAAGGGAAGGACUGAGGCCCGAGGAGGCUCCACGCACGCGUAAGGGGCCGUUUGUUAUCAAGGGUGUUGUGAUGUUGCCACUGCCCCGCCUGCCCCGGGUCCUGCCAGUGCCGAAAGGGAAACUCCAGGGGAGGCGGAGGCCAGCGGAGAUUUCUCAAGCCAACCGGUCCCCUCCCUCCGCGGCGGGCAGGAAGAGCGACUCUGCGCAGCCACUUCCGGGCCCUGCGACUUUGAGCUGCAUUAUCACGCAGACGCCCCUCCUGAGGCCCGGCCAGUCGAAAGUUCUUGUCCACAGGCUCCCACCGAGGGGCGCACCAAUGGGACAGGGCCUAGUCUGCGGCAGACACGCCCCACUCUGGGCAUCGCGACGUCGGAGCACCCAGAGCGUCAUUUCCGCCCUCAUCCUCGGCCCCACACGGAGGGGGCGGAGCCAAGCGGAAGGCGCGCGGCUUGUGCGUCACUUCCGGUGAGUCUAGCGGCGACAACGGUAACAUGGCCCUGAACGGCUCUGAAGUCGACGACUUUUCCUGGGAGCCCCCGACCGAAGCGGAGACGAAGGUGCUGCAAGCGCGGCGGGAGCGGCAGGAUCGCAUCUCCCGGCUCAUGGGCGACUACCUGCUGCGUGGUUACCGCAUGCUGGGCGAGACGUGCGCGGACUGCGGGACGAUCCUCCUCCAAGACAAACAGCGGAAAAUCUACUGCGUGGCUUGCCAGGAGCUCGACUCAGACGUGGACAAAGAUAAUCCGGCUCUGAAUGCCCAGGCUGCCCUCUCCCAAGCUCGGGAGCACCAGCUCGCCUCUGCUUCGGAGCCCCCCUUGGGCUCUCGGCCUGCCCCUCAGCCCCCAGUACCCCGUCCAGAGCACUGUGAGGGAGCUGCAGCAGGGCUCAAGGCAGUCCAGGGGCCGCCCCCUCCUGCUGUGCCUCCAAAUGCAGAUGUCGUGGUCUGCACACAAGAGGCUCUCCUGCAGAAACUGACCUGGGCCUCAGCAGAGCUGGGCUCUAGCACCUCCCUGGAGACUAGCAUCCAGCUGUGUAGCCUUAUCCGGGCUUGUGCUGAAGCUCUGCGCAGCCUGCAGCAGCUGCAACACUAAAGAACCCCUCCUGAGAAAAUCCCUGUAGAAAAACA
Molecule: messenger RNA, 2008 nt
Organism: Orcinus orca (killer whale)
Lineage: Eukaryota; Metazoa; Chordata; Mammalia; Artiodactyla; Delphinidae
Gene: ZNRD2
Product: zinc ribbon domain containing 2
Exons: 4
Coding region: 1374-1973 (199 amino acids)
Source: RefSeq, a predicted model, not a curated record